CCCGUUGCUGUCUCACUGGCUGUGUGACACUCUUCCUGCUGUUUGUAAGGCACGAUUUGAAAAGAGAGAAAUCUGUCAAUACGGUCUAGCCUCUAGAGGAAGUCACCACCUCUGGGCUCUUGGAAAGCAAAAUUAAACACUUCAAGUAUGCUUACCUAGAACAGAGAAGAUCAUGGAUUGGAUGUUUCACUAGGAGUGUAUUCAACAGUGCUGGAUGGUUGCAAUUAGGAGAAACACUACAGUGUUUGGAUGGAGUGCUAAAUGUGUGGAAUUAGAUCUGGAUCAAAAACUUUAUGAAAAAAAAAUUGCUGGAUAUUUAUAAAAAAUAAAAGUAAAAAGUUAUUCUACGUCAAAGGACCUAAGCAAUCAGAGACUGGAGGAGCAGAUCCAGACAGGGUGAAAGGCCAAGUUUAAAGCAACCCAACAACUAUAUAAUGAACAUACUCUUCUGGCAUCUGUUCAUGGUGUGAAAACUCAAGAUAAAGCCAGGAUGGACGCUAAAAGGAAAGAGAUGGACCUUUUGAGCAACAGCAUUGCUGCCUAUGCUCACAUAAAAGAUAAUCCUGAGAAGUUUGGCCUCUACUUCGUCAUUGGUGUUUGUUUUGGCCUGGUGCUUACCCUCUGUCUGUUAGUAAUACGAAUUUCCUGCAAGCCUCGUGCUAUGCCUGCACCACCCAGUCCAGAAAGAAAACAGUUGAAGGACUUUUGUGAAGAUGAUGAAGAUGAAGAUAGUGAUGAGGAGGACGAUGAGGAGGACGAAGAGAAUGAGGACAAAGUAGGAGACGUGGAGGCUACUAUUACCAACUGCAGCACAGAGAUCCCCAUGGGCAACCACCACAGCACAUUGGAUGGAAAUGUGAAUGUGUUUACCUCAGCAGAGGAGCUGGAACGUGCCCAGCGCUUAGAGGAGAGAGAGAGGAUCAUCAGGGAGAUCUGGAGAAAUGGACAACCAGACAUCCUGGGCACAGGAACCAGCACAAUUGGAAGGGUGCAUUACUAUUAACACUCAUUAAUAAUGCUCCCAGCACAAGACUUUUAAUGAAAAUCUUGGAUUCUAAUGUAUUUAGAGUGUUCAAGAGCCCACAUGUAAAACAGUGGCAAGCACACUUAGUGCACAAGAACAUAUAGAUGCUGAGCAUAUCCUCGUAGGCAAUUUUUAAAAUGCACUCAUAAAAGUCACAUUUCCCCUAAAGCUUUUUCAGGGUUGUGAAUCAGGUUUUGUACAAUGAUGUUUUUAUGAUCUCCAGUGGUCAGCCAUUUGCAUCACUUCACUAGGCCCUUUGUUCUGCUUUUUAAUUUUUUUUUUUUUUUUUUACACGUUCUGCCUUAUUUGUAAAUAGUGUUGUUAGUACUAUGCAGAGUCUUAUAUUACAUCAAUAAAUUCUUAUAUCACAUCCGUACAUUUUAUACUGACACUGGUGUCCUAUCAUUGGUUUAUUACCUAUCAUUACUUUUAUUGAUCGACAUAUAUCUUUUUUUUUCUUCUUCUUUUUUUUUACCAAGCUUAGGAAAUUGGGUUUGUAAAUUAGUCAAAUGUUCUAUCACUGGUGUUGCAUUUUAUUCCAUAGAUCAGACAUUGCUUAAGCUAAUAUUUUUAUAUACACCAAAAUCAGUGUCCUUGUUGUGAACAGACAAAUAAACAGUCUUAAAUUAC
Messenger RNA from Hemibagrus wyckioides, 1654 nucleotides. It is a transcript of the gene eva1ba, whose product is annotated as eva-1 homolog Ba (C. elegans). Lineage: Eukaryota; Metazoa; Chordata; Actinopteri; Siluriformes; Bagridae. The transcript has 4 exons. Bases 491 to 1003 code for a protein of 170 amino acids. The record is from RefSeq and is a predicted model, not a curated record.